GAUUACCCUGUUUUAUAGAUAACAUUUCAUCCAUCGUGCUUAGAACGUAGAGAGCGUAGAUCUCGAUUAAGCUUGCGGUCAUCUACUGGUAAUGAUGCUCUGGCAUGUCCUUCAACUUACAGGUCAUAUGUCCAGCUGUUUGAAACUGAAAUAGUAACAGUUGAUGACUCCGAUGAUGAAGGUGACAAAACCAUACCAAUGGAUGGUGAUAUCAGUUUGCCAGAGUUAUUAAUAAAGUUACAGUCACAGGUUGACCUGGAGAAGAUAACGAAAUUCAAUAUCAACAGAAACCUUGUUUUAGAUGGUGCUCGGAGAGCCAUCAAAAGGAAAUCCUUCUGUGCUAAAAGCAAGAUAAGUGUGAAGUUUACGGACGAUGUAGGAAUCGCAGAAGGUGCCGUAGAUGAAGGUGGACCAAAAAGAGAGUUCUUGAGAAUGCUGAUGAAAAAGAUCCAAUACCUGCACAUUUUUGAAGGUCCUGAAAACAGAAGAAUUUUGGCCUAUAGUACAUCAGCCCUAGAAGACAAUCUGUACAGAGAUGUUGGAUUAUUCUUUUCCCUAUCCAUUGUACACGGAGGACCAUCACCAAAAUUCCUUUCUCCAGUUAUGUACAAUGCGUUGGUAGGACAAGCUGGAGAAAGGAAUAUUGAAGAUAUAGCAGAUGGUGACUUGAGAGGAGAAGUUCAAAAGUUAAAAGAUGCAUCAAGUUUGCAAGACUUGAACAAACAAAUGAAUGCAAUGUCAACCCUGUUGAUAACAGCGGGAUGUUUCAGGCCUAUAUUGAACAUGCAACAAAAAGAUAAAUUAAUCAUGGAUAUUGUCAGAUUUUUGGUCCUGGAAAGAACCAGUACUCCUCUUCACCAGUUGCGUGAUGGGUUACAGACACUUGAUGUAUUAACGUACAUUCAAGAGCAUUAUAAAGCAUUUAAGGAUUUGUUUGUCUGUCAAGGAAAUGAAAAAUUGACCGCUGAAAUGAUGGAGGUGGUGUUUAUGGAUAUCAAAAUGUCAGUUCCAGGCAGCAACAGAAGACGGGACGAGGAGAACAUUGUUGGAUAUUGGAGAGAUUUUUUAAUUGACUUGCAAGGUACUUGUAAAAUAUAUGCCUCACAUCUUCUUUUUAUUAUAUAAACAUAAAAUUUGAUUCAACACCACCACUUCUGGAAGCACAUAUUCUGAUCUGGAAUUUUAAUUUUUCUAUAUGAAGGCUUAAUUUAAAACAUAAGAAUGCUCUUGAUCUUUAAUACAUGUAUAUUUUAAUUCUUAACCAAAAUUAGAGUUUCCUGCAUUGCAAUAUUGUAAGGGACAGUCAUUAGAAAGAAACUUAUGAAACCAAGCAUUAUCAGAAACAGAAGAAAGUAAAUAUUGUUUGUUUGGAUAUAUAGGGUAAAACUACCCAAAAGGACUGAAUAGCAUUCUUAUAUUUUCUAUACAUGUAUGCCCUUUUACAAGACUUAUGGUAUAACGUUUACCGUCCGUCUUCAACAUUUCCGACAUUAUCUCAAAUACGCUUUAACCACUAUGCAUAAAACUGUAUUGAAUUGUUAUAUCUUUUGAUUUGAGCUCCCUUUUGUUUUUUUACAAAUUUCAAAUUUACGUUUUCCAAGUAUUGGGAGUUUUACUAAAGGGGUGAUUUUCCAGUUUUUGGACAAGAACUUGAAAAAAAAAUCACCAACUUACUAGAAACUGUUUAAUUCUAUUCACAUGUGCUCCCUUUUGAUUUUUAUACGACUGCAAAAAAUUUGCGUUCGUAUAUUGCUAUCACGUCUUCGUCGUCGUUGUCGUCGUCCGUAGACAGAUUGGUUUCCGGACAAUAACUUCAGUUUAAGUGAAUGGAUCUCUGUGAAACUUAACCAAAAGGUUCAAUACCACAAAAGGAAGGUUGGGAUUGUUUUUGGGGGUAAUGAUCCCAACCGUUCAGGAAUUAUGGGCCAAAAACAAGCAUUUUUCUAGUUUCCGGACAAUAACUUGUGAAUAAAUUUUUGAUUGCUCUGAAAUUGUACCACAAGGUUCAAUACCACAAGUAGAAGGUUGGGAUUGAUUUUGGGGGUAUUUGCCAAAACCGUUUAGGAAUGAAGGGCCAAAAAGGGGCCCAAAUCAAGUAUUUUUCUAGUUUUCAGACUAACUUGUGUUAAAGUUUAUGGAUAUCUCUGAAAUU
Mytilus trossulus (common blue mussel) is the source of this 2152-nucleotide messenger RNA. Its product is annotated as G2/M phase-specific E3 ubiquitin-protein ligase-like. Bases 199 to 1125 code for a protein of 308 amino acids. The transcript has 6 exons. The record is from RefSeq and is a predicted model, not a curated record. Gene Ontology annotation, molecular function: ubiquitin-protein transferase activity. Lineage: Eukaryota; Metazoa; Mollusca; Bivalvia; Mytilida; Mytilidae.